AUGAUUAUUGAUGCAAUUUCUGAUCCAUUCAGUGAUGACAACAAUCCUGCUUCUACAGAAAUUCUUCCAGAUUACAGAAGCGAGGCAUCUGGCCCUGGAAGAUCAUCGCGGCCUCCAAGAUACCUGCACAUAGAGCGCCCGAGCCAACCUCUCAUAUACAGCUUUGUUUCAUGGAAUUCAAAGAGCAUGUUCCUGCUGCCUCCGCGCGACGUUGACCCUGGACGUGGGCCGAUCUACUUCAUCUCUGUCGUGCUCAACUUGAAUCCGUUCGCACCGCUGUCCUACAUCACGACUUUGCGUCGGGGUGCAGAUGCGGAGGGCGAACUAGUCGGUCAAUUUGAACUAGGCGUCAUGCACAAUCGCGGCACUGUCACGAUCGGCAGCUACUCGACGCGUCUGAAGAAUGUAUUACUGGACGAUCCUCGCUCGACUAGAAAAUUCAAGUGGAAAUUAGAGACAGUCGAACUUCACUGGGAUUGCCGCACUACCCUCGACGACGGAUCUCCCAUGUGCAUCUGCUCCGAUUCCUCAUCGCAGCAACUCGCCUCGUUUGUUCCCCCACCCCUCGACGCGUCUCCGCCUCUGCCAGAUGCGACUUUGACUGUUUUUCCAGACGGGCAUCGGCAUUUCGAUCAUAUCUUACUAUCAGCGUUGGUCGUAGAGCGGAAAUUGACACUAGCAUUCUGA
This is a messenger RNA of Sparassis crispa, 687 nucleotides long. RefSeq lists its product with no specific name. The coding region runs from base 1 to 687 and encodes 228 amino acids. The record is from RefSeq and is a predicted model, not a curated record. The transcript has 7 exons. Lineage: Eukaryota; Fungi; Basidiomycota; Agaricomycetes; Polyporales; Sparassidaceae.